AUGGUGGCCAUAAGACAGGGAGAAGACCGGUCCGCUGAUCGGCAAUCUAUCAAGCUUCAGCUCCGCGACCUGCAAGAGCAAAUUGUGUAUCCUCGUGGUAUUCGGCUACUUUUGACCAUCACUGGUCUCGUUCUAAGCAUCUUUACUUCCGCUCUUGACAGCACGAUCAUCUCUGCAGCUAUACCGGCUAUUACCACAGAGUUCGGAACCAUUAGCGACAUCGCCUGGUAUGGUACGUCCUUGGUCAUCACCCACACUGCGUUCCAAUCGUGUUGGGGCAAAGCAUACAAGUACUUUUCUUUGAAGACAGUUUUCCUGCUAUCCCUCCUGGUCUUCGAGGUGGGCAACAUCAUAUGCGCCCUUGCGUCCAGUAGCGAAGUGCUGAUCUUUGGACGCAUCGUUGCCGGCUGCGGCAGUGGUGGUAUCAUGACUGGAGCUUUCAUCAUUAUAGCACUCACAGCUCGGCCCAGGUAUCGCGCUCUUUACAUGGGCGUGCUGGGUGUUACGUUUGGCAGCUCGGGCGUUCUUGGACCAAUCCUGGGAGGCAUCUUGACUGACGGACCAGGCUGGCGAUUUUGCUUUUGGAUCAAUUUGCCGAUCGCGUUUGUGGCGGCUACUGCCAUGUUCCUUUUCUUCAGGUCUCCCGUCCCUCCCAAAGAAGCUCCAUUGCCAGAGAAGAUUCUCCAACUCGAUAUCAACGGUGGCAUACUCAUAGCUGGCUUCCUCUCGUGCUUCGUACUGGCCAUGCACUGGCUCGGCAAAUACCCGCCGAACAGCAUACGCAUCAUAGGGAGCUUUGCUGGUUUUGCAUCACUCCUGGGAUGUUUCAUCGGCAAUGAGUGGGCGAUGGGCAAGAGAGCCAUGAUCCAGCUCAAUCUAUUGAGGAACAAGAUGAUUGUCACAAACGCCUGCUACAUCUUCUUCUUGGCAGGAGCUUACUUCCCUCUGUUGUACACGUUGCCUGUCCAGUUCCAGUCGGUCAACAAUAAGUCGGCCUCGCAGAGUGGAAUUCGAUUGAUACCACUCAUCCUGGGCAUCUCAGCCGUGACAAUGGUGGCAAAUGGCAUCCUUACCUUCUGGCGCCACUACAAGCCGUUUCUUCUGGUCGGCGCUAUCUUGGUGAUGGCCGGUGAUACGAAGAUCUACGCAUCAAACGCGCGUACACAUACGAGCGAGUGGAUCGGUUACGAAAUCCUUUCUGCUGUUGGGAUCGGCAUGGCGCUUCAGAUCCCGGUAAUUGCAAACCAGGCAUUGGUUUCAGCAGACGACAUGGCCGCUGUAACAACACUUACAUUGUUUAUGGAGAACUGUGGCGAGACCCUCUUCGUUGCAUCGUGUGCGGGUGCUUUCACGAACGGACUCCUGUCAAGUCUGGGACGGAAUUUACCGGAAAUCGAUUCGAAGACUGUACUGGAUGCUGGCGCCACACAGAUCAGACACAUGUUUAGCGGCAGCGAACUCGAACAUGUACUGAUGGGCUACUUGGAGGGAUGCAAGAGCAGCCAUCUCAUAACAAUCGCCUGUGGUGCAAUUGCUAGCUUGAUCUCCUUUUCGAACGCAGGUCCGGCCGUGGUGUCCUGGGCGAAGCUGAAAUUGAAGAAGGCACACGAGCGUUAG
Didymella exigua CBS 183.55 is the source of this 1617-nucleotide messenger RNA. Its product is annotated as MFS gliotoxin efflux transporter glia. Lineage: Eukaryota; Fungi; Ascomycota; Dothideomycetes; Pleosporales; Didymellaceae. Bases 1 to 1617 code for a protein of 538 amino acids. The record is from RefSeq and is a predicted model, not a curated record. Gene Ontology annotation, biological process: transmembrane transport. Gene Ontology annotation, molecular function: transmembrane transporter activity. The transcript is spliced from 3 exons.